Molecule: messenger RNA, 3270 nt
Organism: Spizellomyces punctatus DAOM BR117
Lineage: Eukaryota; Fungi; Chytridiomycota; Chytridiomycetes; Spizellomycetales; Spizellomycetaceae
Exons: 5
Coding region: 152-3049 (965 amino acids)
Biological process (GO): proteolysis
Molecular function (GO): dipeptidyl-peptidase activity; serine-type endopeptidase activity
Source: RefSeq, a predicted model, not a curated record
CGAUAUCCAUUUCCCAACUCAAAAGAAAGAAGUUUUAGGUUAUAGGAGUGAACGAUUCGUGACCAAGGACGACCGAGGGGAAAGGUCACUCUGUGGUGUUUGGAAGCGGAGAGAGAUCCUACCCGCUCUUGGCUCCUGCUUCCUCUUACAUAUGCCGCCGGACGACACUAGCCAGCAUCAAACACUUGCCACGAUGUCAGCCUCAUACACGAGAGAAGAAGAGCAAUUUGCUGCAGUCGACCUUUCGGAAACAGGAUACGAGAGCGAGUCAUGGUCUACCCCUGCUCUAUUUGUUGAUUAUGAUAAUCUCGAUGGAAAAAGGGGCGAUCGGAUUCCAUUACGAGGGAGGUUUGAUGACGACCGACCAAGACAUGGUAGAUUGGAUGAGGAGCUGUCAGAGUAUGACGACGCUUAUAUGGACGAUGUGGAGCAGCCUGCUGCACAAGGACUAUUGGGAGGGUUGGCUAGAGUUGCGAAGCGCCAUGCCAAGCGAACCGUACCAAAGCCAGCGUUCCUGAUGUGUGGUUUGGCGGUGGUAUUGGUUUUGAUUGUACUGGCAUCAAUCGCAAGCAAUGGCCCGUACCCAGAUGAGUCAGUAGAGAGAUCCUCCCGUCCGAAUAUCACGCUAGGUCACGUAUUUAAUUACACGUUUGGUCCCCGCUUCCCAUUGUAUCAAUGGGAGAAUGGAAACGACGGGGACUUUUCAUUUGCAAGUGAGGGAAGCAUAUAUAUUCAGCAUGUGGAACAGGGGAACAAAAGUACACUUCUCCAGGCGGCAGAUGCUGUAGACUCCAACGGGAAUCGCAUUAAUUUCCGUAGCUACAAAAUUUCGCGCGACUUGCAAUACAUCCUGUUGGAAACUGACCAUGAGAAGGGGUGGAGGCACUCUUUCUUUGCAAAUUACUGGGUGUGGAACGUCGCGGACAAAAAAGCAGAGCAUUUAACCACCUCAAAGUCCGAUAAAUCAAUACCCGGUGAGAUUGGAAGCGGAAAAGUAGCUUUAGCCUUAUGGAGUCCAUCCGGUCAUCAUGUUGCCUGGGUCAGAGACAAUGAUCUUUACGUCACAAUGGAUGCGAAGACGGAAGUGCGGAUUACGACAGAUGGAUCGAAAGACAUCAUAAACGGCAUAGCGGACUGGGUGUAUGAAGAGGAAGUGCUAGGGACUCACGACGCAAUGUGGUUCUCACCUGGUGGAACACAUCUGGCUUACCUAAAGUUCAACGAAACACUGGUACCAGAGUACCAUCUGCAGUACUACGAAAAGAACCAGAAAGUGUCCUAUCCUGAGGAGGUGUCCAUCAAAUAUCCAAAGCCUGGAGCGCAGAAUCCAGUUGUAAGCCUACAUGUCGCGACACCUUCUUCUCCAAACGCAACGGGACUCGAUGUUCCUGUGGAGUUUGACAUGGCCCAAUAUUUCCCUGACGAUGAUCGUCUCAUUGUCGAGGUCAACUGGGUCAGAGAAGAUGCCAUGCUGGUCCGGAUGACAAAUAGAAUACAAAGCCACCAGAAGCUUUUUUUGACGGAACUGAAGACCAGUGCAACAGGGGCCACAUGGAAGAGCAACCUUGUUAGACAGGAUGUGGUGAGCGACAACGGGUGGAUAAAUCGGUUACAACCGAUCGUAUUUGUGCCGCCUUCCAAAGCUGUCGGAAGGCAAAAUCCAUCGUACCUUGAAGUUAUGGAGGACGAAAACGGUUACGCGCAUAUUGCGUAUUUUUCGACCGUGACCGAAGUGAAGCCGACUGCAUGGCUUACCAGCGGACUUUGGGAAAUAGCGGACAUUGUCGGGAUCGACGGCGAGAGAGGAAUCGUCUAUUUUACAAGCACCGAAAGAGGUCCAUCGCAGCGACACUUGUACAGCGUGCAUCUAGAUGGUUCGAAUAAACAUGCUUUGACCCCUCCGAUGAACUAUUCUUCGAGUAUCAUUUUGCCUCCUCUGGAAUUCCAACCUAACGGGACUACCGCCGUAGACCCAGAUGCGAAAGACAUUGGUUAUUAUACGGCCAAUUUCUCUCCUCGCUGUGCUUACUAUCUCCUUCAAUACAGAGGGCCCGACAUACCCUGGAGCAGAGUGGUGAAAGCCGACGGGAGCUGGUUUCAGGACGUCGCGGAUAAUCAGCGUCUUCGGGACAUUUUGCCCCUCUACGCGGUACCAAAACGCAAAUUCUUUCAAAUCCCCAGCGGCGCAAAGUCGGACGGGAAGGGUGGCGUGCUGAAUAUGAACGUCCAAAUGCAGGUUCCAUACGAUUUUGACCCUCAUGCAAAGAAGAAAUAUCCUGUGCUGAUGCGAGUCUACGGUGGGCCCAACUCGCAGCUGGUACAGCAAUCGUAUUCAGUGGAUUUUAUGACUGCUGUGACAAGUGCUGGCGGAUUUAUUUCUAUCAUCGUAGACGGGCGCGGUACAGGCUUCAUGGGUCGAGCAUACCGAUCGACGGUGGCCAACCACCUUGGUUCAGUGGAAGUAGAAGACCAAAUAGCAGCGGCGCAAUGGUUGCGUCAGCAGCCGUACGUGGACGCGAGCCGGAUAGCUAUAUGGGGUUGGUCAUAUGGGGGUUACAUGGCCACUAAAGUGGUUGAAGCCAACUCGGGGUUAUUUGCCGUUGGAAUGGCUGUCGCACCUGUUACUGAUUGGCGGUAUUAUGACUCGAUAUAUACUGAAAGGUAUAUGAAGACGCCGCGCAUGAAUCCGGAAGGCUAUGACAAGAGCAUGGUAAGAGAAAUGGAAGGAUUUGAAAAGACCAAGUUCUUGCUUGUUCAUGGAACAGCUGAUGGUGAGUUCGCAUGCAGUAGCGUGAAUUUAUGGUCCAGUAAACUAACUUGCUGGUAUCCGCGCCGCUCACCGACGCUUCAAGAUAAUGUACAUUUUCAAAACACUGCGUCUUUGGUAUGGCGCUUAACCGGAAAUGGCAUUCGCAACUAUCGCGUGCAAGUAUAUACUGACUCCGAUCAUUCCAUGUCCGCCGGGGGGGCUAAUCGGGAGGUUUAUGUGCUCUUGUGGGAUUUCGUCAUGGAAGCGUUUGGAGAGCGGCGUGCGCCUAUAGGAAUAUAAGUAGGCAAUUUUUAUGUAGGUAAAGGUUUUUCUUCAUUGUAUAAUUUUGUGAGUUAUCUAGUAUCGGCGGCGUAACAAUGGCGUAGGAAUUUCAAAUAAUUAUCUUGAGCUGCCAAUGACCUUCUUUAGACAGCAAUUGUUUGUACAAUGUCAUUAUAUACACGUUUUCGUGACCUGAAGAUGCCACUUGAUAUCGCGGAGCACUUCAUUUGACACUUUCU